UAGGUGUAAUUAUUGUUUCUACACGAACACGGACCAUAUUGAGGUCAGUGACGUUGGUGUAAUAACUUAACAGCGUAAUGAUAACACGGAUGAUCUUCAUAUAGGUACAGACGGAAGAUUAUAUCCUGGAUAAUAACGAAACUAACAGUUAGCGGGAGGCAUACUUAGCUGAAACGAACCGAAAGGAUUUUGAAUUUAUGGCCGAAGUCUGAACCUCAUGACAGGACACAACGACCGAGAAUCAUGUUGAGUUUUCUUGGACUCCGCAACAACGCAAAGAAGUCCACAUCCGAGAAGGAAGUAGAUGGAGGCUUUGUUGUCAUUGGAGAGACCGUUGAAGAACAGAGGAGGAAGAUGCAGAGCAUGAACAUCGCACAGCCGUCAACAAACGUCAUAGUGCAGCCAACAGGGUCCUCCUGUACAGCUCCAGCUGCACCCACCGACACAAAGCCCCCUGCAGCUUACCCCACCGGCGCGCCAGCAGCAGGGCCCCCGGCCGUGGAAGCUGCUUCAACUCUGCCAGACCUCCUCGGGGACGUCCCCUUCACUCUGGCUCCCCAUGUCCUGGCCAUGCAGGCAGGGCGCCCCCUAUUUCCUGAUGUGCUGCUGUCCCGGGACAUGAACUACAACCUGACUAGUUUCCAGUACGACUUCACUCUAGAGAACUCGGUGCUUCAUAACGCCUAGGCUGGUGAAGUUUUCCAGGAGUUCCCCCUGUGGCUGGUUGUUGGUGGUUUGAGAGGUCCUAGGCCUUCUGAACAUGCACAUGUCAUACUGUAGCAUUACGAACAAGGAAGAGCUCACAGAAAUACAUUAGACAAAAAUUAGUUGUAGAACUGCAAAGCAGAACACUUCUGUUAUUAACUCCCUAUCCAUUUUAUAAUUUCAAUAUAGUCAUAAUAAUGCCAUGAUAUAAUGUUGGAAAAAACACAAGGAAGCAUGGACAUGUCACUGGCUGUACAGCUGAUGACGGUGACCAGGUUUCAGCUUUAUGGCAUCAUGGGAACUAAAUGAACUUGUGGUUUACUUGUUCCUUGUUGGGUUGCUCUCGACGUAAACCCAGGUAACGCAGUUAGGACACCUGCUGUUUCCUCUCAUUACAGAUACGGGCCUGCGUAUGAUUGGUUAAGACAUUGUGACUGUCAAGCCCUCAGGCCGGGAUGUGUUUGAAUCAUGUUGUCAAACUGAACAGGAUCAUUUAAACUUUAUUACUACUUGGGUUUCUAGCAGUUAUGAGGACUUUGCACUAAUCGGGGACGUUGCUGAGAUCUGGGGACGUUGCU
Etheostoma spectabile (orangethroat darter) is the source of this 1283-nucleotide messenger RNA. Its product is annotated as UBAP1-MVB12-associated (UMA)-domain containing protein 1. Lineage: Eukaryota; Metazoa; Chordata; Actinopteri; Perciformes; Percidae. The coding region runs from base 244 to 687 and encodes 147 amino acids. The record is from RefSeq and is a predicted model, not a curated record. The transcript has 4 exons.